This is a messenger RNA of Armigeres subalbatus, 852 nucleotides long. RefSeq lists its product as uncharacterized. The transcript has a single exon. NCBI's taxonomy places the organism in Eukaryota, Metazoa, Arthropoda, Insecta, Diptera, Culicidae. The record is from RefSeq and is a predicted model, not a curated record. Bases 1 to 852 code for a protein of 283 amino acids.
AUGGAUUGCAACUGCUGCCAGUGCUCCAAACAAAUCAAAACUUUGGAGUUCAUGCAAUGUAGUGGCUUCUGUGAUCAAGCUGCUCAUCUUGAGUGCGUAGGACUGAAGCGACCUAAUAUGGACUUCGUUAACGAGCAAAGAAAUAUUCUAUGGUUUUGCGAUAAUUGUGUUGACCAGCUGAAAACCAUCAAAGAUAAUUUUAGCAUUUCUUCGAACGAAAUUAUUACCAGUGUGUCAGAGAUCAAGGAAUCUUUAGCUGAACUGAAGAAUGAUCUCUUAGAAACGAAGGCGUUAACUAAGUCAUUUGCGAGUAAAGUUAAUUUGAAAGACUCAUCCGGAACUGCUCAAGUUAGGUCAGCAUGGCCUAGUAUCAAACGGCCUCGUGGAUUUGAUGCAAGGGAAACACCCAAAUCCCGGCCGGAUGCAAAGUUAAUCGUUGGCACUAAAUCCAUAGAAAAAGAACAAUUCGCCGUUGAGACAGUUGCAAAGCCACCUGAGAAGUUUUGGAUAUACUUAUCCAGGAUUGCUAGCCAUGUUACUGAGUCUGACAUCCAGGAGCUGGUGAAAGGUUGUUUACCGAAUACCGAAUCCAUCGAUGUGAGAAAACUGGUGCGCAAGGAUGCAGAUUUGAAGCAAUUUGCAUUCAUUUCCUUCAAAGUAGGUGUUGACGUGCAGGAAAAGGAAUACGCGCUGGACCCAUCUGUUUGGCCUAAAGGAAUUUACUUCCGGGAAUUCAAAAACUUACAAACUGAACGGGAUUUUUGGGGACCUGCAAAAAUUCCACGAAUCGACGACCGGACGCAACUUACCGAUGUGACGCCGAUGAUUGUAACAACAACACCCGCGCAAUAA